CCCAUUCCAAAUGUUAUCAGAAUAGGCACUUGCCAAGUAGGGUAUGGUUACUUUGCAUGAAGUCCUCAGUGCAUUUCUUUCCCAUUAUUUUUUUCCCAGUUUUCACCUUUAAGCCAAGUAAGCUUUCAGCAUGCCCAGCAUCCUGCUAAUUCCAUGCCUUUUGCAGAAUCACUUUUAUUUUGGACAGGUCCAAAUAAACCAGGGUUCUUGUGUGGGAAUUUCUCCAAUUUCUUCCACUGUCACAAUUAAUUAAUUUAGCUUUGUUUCGAUGUCCUUGUUCUGUCUCACUGCUUCUUUUAUACCCUGCUCUUCAGUUGUCUUCAAAGCUUGUGAAAAGGUUUCUAACUUCAGUAGCCAUAGGAAAUUAUUUAUUACUAGUUCUGAUGGCUUCUGAUAGUUGGUUUUUAGACUCUAUUUUACCUUUGCUUUGUUGUGGUUUUACACUUAAUGGGGGUCAUGAUAAUUUCAAUUUUCCUCAUUUGGAUGCAAGGUCAGCUUGUUGAAGAAUGCAUGCUGAUAAUCCCUUUGGCUUGACAUUUUAGCCACAUCAGCUUCUUUUGCCUUUUGUCAAAUCUUCUCAGGAGGUACUAGGUAUUGUCUCUGGGCUGCCAAUGUGAUGCCCCUCUGUAACCUCCAUGCCACUUGCGAUGACUGAAUUCCCUCAGCUGCCCCUCUCCAUUCUGACUGGCUUGUAACAAGUGUCUCACUUCCCUGCAGCUUCCACCACAGCUGUGCUCAACUUCAAAAGGGGAUUUUUUUUUUUUGGAAUGUGUGUGGUCACAGCUUUAGGAUUCAAGUCCUUCUCUUUGCUUACGAAUUCAAUUUUAACUCAACUGGUUCAACUUGAUUUUUAAAAGAAGUAAGGCACGUGCAAUGGUGCUGUCUCCUCUGCUGUGAAGUGGACCUGCUUGCUAAAUUGGGUGAAACUGGCUGUGAGGUGAAAGGCUUGCAGAUAGUACCUUAUGCAAACUUCAUUGACAGGUAGGGGAGAAAGAGUAUUAGUGCUUCUGCUGCCUUCUGUUUGGGUCAGCUACCCAAGUGGUGCCCACUGAAGAGCAACCACCUAAAGGCAGCAGCUGGAGCAUGAGUAAUGAGGGAAAGCAAAGCAGGACUGUUGUGGCAAGCAAACACACAAGUCCUAGAAAGGAGGGGACUUGCAAGGUAUGUGGGAGUUAGGACCAUGGGAGGUACCUGGCAGUGCUGAGUGGGGAUGAGAUGAAAGAUGUCUGUGAGGAAACACAGGUAUUGUGAGAGGACAAGGUGUACUGUGUGGGGUGGACAGAACACAGGUGGAGGGGGAAGGGAGAAACAGCAGUGGGAAUGCAAGGAAAAGAAGUGUGAGUUUGGUGGGGUUUUUAAGCUAGGUUUUCUUUUUUUUCUGUUUUCAGCCCUACAACUAACUGCUGGGCUUGAUUCUCCAUAUCUCCCACCCAUUUACAUGCCAUCAGUGCAUAUGAAAUUCAAAGCACAAAUUUUACCUUCACGAAUAUCACUUCACUGUUGUUGCACAAGAGCCCAGCAUUGCAUACUAUGGAAGUGUGGUUAAGGGUUGCAUUUUGACAGCAAGCAACAACUCUGAUGGCUGCACAGGAAGAAUUGAGCUGUUUCCUGAUGUUUGAGCACAAUCUAGUGUAUUCUAAUAAAAUCAGCAGUUAGAUCCUGAAUUUGCUUUGAAAUUCCUCAGCUAUGUUUGCAGGUGGCAAUGGCAAAAAGCUCAUAAAGCUACACUGUGACUUCCUUCUCUGUCUGCUGAUUGCAUUUCCCAUUUCCUCACCGUGGAAAGUUUGAAACUCUGCCGGGAAGUAAGCCUUUGCCUCAUUGGACUGUGAGCCUGUUGUGGUUUCACUGGUGAGGGGCAGGGGGAACCAUGCAGAGGAUUAGCCUGACUGAAAUCUCAGCGUGAAAUCUGAGAGCAUAACUAGGUUUCAGCAAAAACUUAGGGAGGCUUAAUUCCAGUGAGAGGGCCAAGCCUGAAGACGAAGGGAAGUGCUGGAAGGAUGUUGGAAAGAAAAGCAGGCAGCAUGCAUCUUCUCAAGGGACCAGGCUUCUGUCCUGCAGCUGCUCUUCUUCUAUAAAAGUCACCCUCUUUGCACACAAUACAAAAAGGAGAAGUGAAGCCAGCUCAGUGCACAUGAGGAGGCUCCUUGGUAAAGAAAUCCAGCUACAUAUGCCCCAUUCUGUUUAGGGGCAGUUCUCCAUAGUCUGUGUUCAGAUGUCCACUACAUCCUUCCCUUGCCCUUUACCUUCUGUCACAUUGUUCCCCUCUGUUGUCUGUUGCAUGUUCUUCCUUGCACUGUCCUAGGUCACCUCCAACUCUGCCCUGCAUACCCUCCAUGCUAGCUCCCUGGAUGUCCUGCUAGUGGGUCAUUCUGAUCUGCCUUGAGGAAAUUCUAGCUAGCCAAAUUAACCAAGCAAAGCUUCUUCCUUCUUUCUGGUUGUUUUGAGACCUUAUUGUGGCUUUUAAAUACUUAGAGGGGGCUUAUAAGAAAGAUGGAGGGAGACUUUUUACUAGCACCUGUAGUGACAGGACAAGGGGCAAAGAUUUUAAACUGAAGGAAGCUAGAUCCAGAUUAGAUAUAAGGAAGAAUUUUUUUUAUGUUGAGGGUGGUGAGGCACUGGGACAGGUUGCCCAGAGAGGUUGUGGAUGCCCCCUCCCUGGAAGUGUUCAAGGCCAGGUUAGAUGGGUCUUUGGGCAACAUGGCCUAGUGGAAGAUGUCCCUGCCCGUGGCAGGGGGGUUGGAACUACAUGAGCUUUAAAGGUCCCCUCCAAUCCAAACCAUUCUGUGAUUCUUGAGUCCUAUCUGCUGAUUGAGCCCUUCUCACCCUUUUUCUCCAGGGUAUCCUGACUCAUUGGCUUUUCUUCUGAGAAGUCUUUCUGAUUCAGUGUGUAUCUCAGUAGCCGUUUCCCUUAACUGUCUCCUUUCAACAUUUGCCGCAGCUUGAAAUCAGACUAAACAGUAGGCUGACAUUUUCCCCAAUAUCAGAGGCCUUUACCAGACAGCAGAAAAGUGAGAUAAAUGACAGCAAAAAAUAUAAAGCAGCCCUUUUCAGCCUCAGAAAUGGAGCCUGACUCCCUGAAGCAAGCACUACUCUGAACUUCCACAGGCUGUAAAUCAGGUUGUGAUAGAGAGGUCUCCGUGUGUGCUCUUCCCAAUAACCUCUUAAACCAUCAACACCAUUUUUUUUUAUUCCACUUUGCUUGUUCUCCUGCCUGACCCUGGCCUCAUCCUUCUGCUUCUCCUUGGAUAUAUCCAACUUCUGAUUAUUUCUAUUGCUCUGCCUAAGGCUGCAACUCCCCGAUCUCACUUCUACAGGAACAGUUCCUCAUUUGAGAUUUAUUCUAGUGCUAGCUGCCAACUGGGGCUGACUUUCCAGGAUGAGACAUAGCAUGUGAUAUUUGAUGUAGUAAAAGCAGCUUAACCAUAAGAGACAAGUGAGGGCAGAAUGCAUUUUGUAUUGGGCUGUGCUGCAGGUUAAGCUGGACUAAGACGCAUGAUAGAUGCAAACCUAAGAGCAAUGGCAGAAUUACUAACAGACAAAGAAAGGCAUGAAAAUAAGGGUAGGAGAGAGGGUAAAAAAAGAAGUAUGAAAAAAGAAAAAAAUCCAAGAGAUCUUAAAAAGGAAACCCGUCAGCUGAGAAUCUGAUGUGGGGAAGAAGGAGUGCAACUUCCUUUUCAGUUGUUAGGUUCUCAUUUUGUUUUUUCUCUCAGAAGUUUCCAUUGUUCCGAGGCUGAUUUCCUGGGCCAAGAAACUGAAGAUCUGUUCAGAGCAUUUCUGAGUUCCCAGGAAUUCUCAGAUUAUUGCCAGUGCUUCCAGUGUUCAGCACAGCCUUCUUUGACAGACAGAGGGUGAAUGAACAGAUGGGAAAGGCUCAGUAACUUAUUGGUAUCUCCCUCUGGAACCAGGGACCAAAAAGACCCACCUUUUACAUAUCAAAACUAAGGACAGGGAUCCAUAUGAUUAAAUGGCAUCAGAAAUCACCUACGCUGAGCUGAAAUUCAAGAAUGCAUCACCAGCUCCAGUGGUCGAAGUACCUCCUGAGACGAAGAAGCAUGAGCACCAUCCCCAGAAAUACCCACCUUGGCUCCCGUGGCUGAUCUCACUGCUGCUUCUCUUGGUGUGCAUUGCCCUUGUUGUUGUUCUCCUUGUCAUUUCCCGCUCACAUAGCAGUGCCCAGCCCACAGUCCUGCAGCAGAAAUUCACAGAGUGGCAGUGCAUCUCGGCAGUGUCGCAAGGCAAAGAGCAAGGCUGGACAUGCUGCCCGAACAGCUGGAAACGCUUUCAAGGAAGCUGCUAUUACCUGUCAGAAGAUAUGAUGCGCUGGGCUGAAAGUGUGCAGAACUGCACUGGGAUGGGCUCCCACCUGGUGGUGAUUAACAGCGAAGCAGAGCAGGCUUUCCUCACUAAAGAGCUACCACAGUCUCCAAGAAGAGCAAAUUACUACAUUGGUCUGCAUGCGCGGGAGGUGGGCAAGUGGCGCUGGGUGGACCAGACUCCAUUUAAUGAGGAGGGAGCGUUCUGGAGGCCAGAUGAACCAAGUAAUGUGGCAGUUGAGAUGUGCGUUGUUAUCCAUACGAUUUCAGAAAUACGCAACUGGAAUGAUGCUCGAUGUGAGGACCAUUAUCGAAUUUGUGAAGCUGCAGCAGUAACUCUGAUGGAGCAACCCUCAUCUUGAGUAAAACUGAGAGAUGAGCAGUGAGCUGGGAACAGCUCAGGGCUGUGUUGGGAGGGGUGGGGGGCCCUGGAUCCUGCACCUUCAGUCUUCUGGUUGAGAGGAUGUGAGUGGAAGUGAUAUUAUGCUGUGUCCAGCAUGCCUAGUGCACGUAUCGGCUCAGGGAACACAUGAAGGCUCAGGGUCAUCAAAGCAGGUCCUGGGCUCUUGCGUCCUCUUCCCUCUGAGUGGGUGCAGCAGCCACUGGGUGAAAAGAGGUUGAAUUCUCCAGAAAGAAGACACAGGAAUGGAAGACAGAUGUUCAGAGAUGUGAUUUCCUUUGUCUCCCUGAGCAGUGGUGUCUGCUUUUUCUUGGGGCAGACAGAGAAUGUCCUCUAAUUGCACUGAUUUCCUAUAAAAGAGAAAAUACAAAUUAGACCAAUGAAAAA
Messenger RNA from Grus americana (Whooping crane), 5100 nucleotides. RefSeq names its product C-type lectin domain family 6 member A-like. The transcript has 6 exons. Lineage: Eukaryota; Metazoa; Chordata; Aves; Gruiformes; Gruidae. Bases 3965 to 4675 code for a protein of 236 amino acids. The record is from RefSeq and is a predicted model, not a curated record.